Rhopalosiphum padi (bird cherry-oat aphid) is the source of this 5425-nucleotide messenger RNA. It is a transcript of the gene shi, whose product is annotated as dynamin. Gene Ontology annotation, molecular function: GTPase activity; GTP binding; microtubule binding. NCBI's taxonomy places the organism in Eukaryota, Metazoa, Arthropoda, Insecta, Hemiptera, Aphididae. Gene Ontology annotation, biological process: receptor-mediated endocytosis. The transcript has 18 exons. The record is from RefSeq and is a predicted model, not a curated record. The coding region runs from base 628 to 3345 and encodes 905 amino acids. Gene Ontology annotation, cellular component: cytoplasm; microtubule; plasma membrane.
GUCUACACAAGUCUAGGGUAUUUUGCCGGGUGAAAAUCGGGCUAUUCGUAUUGUAAAUCGCAGCCCGACCGGUACACGCCACGGCCGACGACCACAAGGUUCUGGGCCCGCGCGUAAUCGUCAUCGACAGGGUUGUUCGAGUGCUUGAAGUGUUUCGGAUUUCGGAACGUUUGGACCGCAACGAGGUUCGUUUGAAUUCGGGCGCGCUCGUACGCCGAACAGCGACUCGUCGACCGGCAGCGGCGCUCUGUACCGCUCGUACUCGGUCGGUGUCAUUCGUCGGAAUCCGAAAGAGCCGGAACGUUUGACUGCAAAUCGUUGCCACUUGCCGCCGCACGCACACAUACACAGCAGUUCACUCACACACAUGCCGGUGCGCGCGCGCACACGCACAAUCAUCCGUAUCCGUACGAACGAUCGCUUCCGUCCGUAUGUUUUGCUUCUGCUGCUGCCAGUGGUGACGUUUAUUGUCCAGCGGACGGUGUGAGACGUGAUUGUGCGUUGUGCGUGUGUCGUCACCGCCGCGAUAUCGUCGCAGGUGUAAUUAUAUAGUCCGUCGUCGUUUAUCCGACGUUGGACCGUUGUCGUCUUCGGUGAGACACAUUCGUUCGCACUAGCUCUUCGCUGAUGUCAACGAUGGCCGGCAACAUGGGCAUGGAACAGUUGAUACCCAUCGUGAACAAGCUCCAAGAUGCGUUCACCCAGCUGGGCGUGCACAUGCAGCUUGACCUACCCCAGAUCGCGGUGGUCGGUGGUCAGAGUGCUGGUAAAAGUUCUGUGCUGGAGAACUUUGUGGGAAGGGAUUUUCUUCCAAGAGGUUCUGGGAUUGUAACUCGUCGUCCUCUUAUUCUUCAAUUGAUUAAUAGUACAUUGGAAUAUGGAGAAUUUCUUCAUUGCAAAGGAAAAAAGUUUGCAGAUUUUGAUGAAAUUAGACGUGAAAUAGAAAAUGAAACUGAUCGCAUGACUGGAUCUAAUAAAGGAAUUUCAAACAUACCAAUAAAUUUGAGGGUAUAUUCUCCUAAUGUGUUGAACCUGACCCUUGUUGAUUUGCCUGGUAUGACAAAAGUACCUGUUGGGGACCAACCUCCCGACAUAGAGCAUCAAAUAAGAUCAAUGUUAUUCACUUUUGUUAAACGAGAUAAUUGCCUGAUUUUGGCUGUAACGCCAGCUAACCAGGAUUUGGCCAACAGUGAUGCAUUAAAAAUUUCUAAAGAAGUGGACCCUGAAGGUAUGCGAACUAUUGGUGUCAUAACAAAAUUGGAUCUGAUGGAUGAAGGAACUGAUGCUAGAGACAUACUGGAGAAUAAGCUUUUGCCUCUCAGACGUGGUUACAUUGGUGUAGUAAACAGAAGUCAGAAAGAUAUCGAUGGUCGUAAAGAUAUAAAAGCUGCUUUGAGUGCAGAAAGAAAAUUUUUUUUGGGACACCCAGCUUAUAGACACAUGGCUGACAGACUUGGCACACCUUAUUUGCAAAGAGUUUUGAAUCAACAGCUCACAAAUCAUAUUAGAGAUACAUUGCCAGGGCUUAGGGAUAAAUUACAAAAACAAUUACUUACAUUAGAAAAAGAUGUGGAACAGUUUAAAUAUUUUAGGCCAGAUGAUCCCGCCAUCAAAACCAAAGCAAUGUUACAAAUGAUUCAACAACUUCAAUCUGAUUUUGAACGCACAAUUGAAGGUUCUGGUUCUGCUCAGAUAAAUACCAAUGAACUAUCUGGAGGUGCUAAAAUUAAUCGUUUGUUCCAUGAACGUUUCCCAUUUGAAAUUGUGAAAAUGGAAAUUGAUGAAAAAGAAUUAAGGAGAGAAAUAGCAUUUGCCAUCAGAAACAUUCAUGGUAUAAGAGUGGGCUUAUUUACACCUGAUAUGGCAUUUGAAGCUAUUGUGAAAAAACAAAUCGCUAGAUUGAAAGAACCAUCACUGAAAUGUACUGAUCUCGUUGUUAAUGAAUUAUCUAACGUAGUUAGAAUUUGUACAGAUAAGAUGUCCAGGUAUCCACGUUUACGAGAAGAAACAGAACGUAUAAUUACAUCAUAUAUUCGUAAUCGUGAACAAAUGUGUAAAGAACAGUUAAUCUUAUUGGUUGAAUGUGAACUAGCCUAUAUGAAUACAAACCAUGAAGAUUUUAUUGGAUUCGCAAAGUAUGUAACACUUGAAUGUAUUUCAACUAUAAUAAAAAUUAUUAAUUUAUUAUGUAUUAUAAUAUUGUAUUGUAGUGCACAACAGUCAUCUGAUAACUCUAACAAAACUCAUAAGCUUGGCAAUCAGGUGAUACGUAAAGGAUGGAUGUGUAUACAUAAUUUGGGCAUUAUGAAAGGAGGAUCUAGGGAUUAUUGGUUUGUUUUAAUGUCCGAAAACAUCUCAUGGUUCAAAGAUGAAGAGGAAAGAGAAAAGAAAUAUAUGUUACCAUUAGAUGGAUUGAAAAUCAAAGACGUCGAACAAGGUUUUAUGUCACGUCGUCAUACAUUUGCACUAUUUAAUCCAGAAGGCCGUAAUGUUUACAAGGACUACAAACAGCUUGAAUUGAGUUGUGAAACACAAGAUGAUGUAGAUUCUUGGAAGGCAUCAUUUUUACGUGCAGGUGUUUAUCCAGAAAAGUCAUCAGAUGUAUCCAACAGUGAUGAGGAUGGUCGUGAGAGCAGUACAGAAUCAACUACAUCUAUGGAUCCAGUUUUGGAAAGACAAGUGGAGACUAUUAGAAAUUUAGUUGAUUCAUAUAUGAAAAUUGUUACAAAAUCUUGUCGUGAUCUAGUCCCUAAAAUUAUUAUGCAUUUGAUCAUAAACAACUCAAAAGAUUUUAUAAAUGGAGAACUAUUAGCUCAUCUAUAUGCAUCUGGUGAUCAGUCUCAAAUGAUGGAAGAAAGUGCAGAAGAAGCCGUAAAACGUGAGGAAAUGAUGCGCAUGUACCAAGCAUGUAAAGAAGCAUUGAGAAUUAUUGGCGAUGUUUCAAUGGCUACUGUUACCACACCCGUUCCACCACCAGUCAAGAAUGAUUGGCUUGCAUCUAGUCUUGAUAACCCAAGGUUGUCUCCACCAAGUCCCGGUGGUGCUGGACGUAGAGGAGUACCUUCUAACCCAACACCUGCAAAUGCUGCAUCAAGAGCACCUCCUCCACCUCCAGCUUCGGGAAGACCAGCUCCAGCAAUACCUAAUAGACCUGGGCCUGAGCAGGGACGACAACCUCCUGCUCCACCUGGUAGGCCUGGUGGCCAGGGACUUCCUCCUCCUUUAAUUCCUUCGCGAGGAUCAAUGCCGCAAAUACCGCAACGUGUACAGCAAGCUGUCGGCCAAGCUGUGGCACAAGUAGCUGUCAAUGAGCUUACCAAUGCUUUUGCCAACCGUUUCAAAUAAGCUGUAUAUUUCAUUUACUAGAAAUAUACAUGGCAUGCACGCGGAGAAAAUGUCUAAACUUGAUUUAUCUUCUAUUUAAGAAGCAGGGGAAUGCCCAAAAAACAAGACAUAACUUUUUUUAUUUAAAAAUUAAAAAAAAAUUACUAUAGAUUUUAAUAUCCAUCCCUCUUAGGCUAAUUCAUUUAAAAUGUUUAAAAUAUAGUCUAGAUGUGAUGUACGUAUGAAAUGUGAUUCUUAGUAAUUGAAUGUUUACGCAUAAACUCGAUUUUUUUUCUUUUGUUAUGUAUAUAAGAUAAUAAUAUUAUUACCGAAGGCCUCGUUAUUUAUUUAUAAUUUUUAAGGCAAAGAGGUCCUGUUAUUGUUAUUAUUAUAAUUUAUUAUCAUUCCAUUAUUAAAUUUAUCUAUUUAAUUUUAAGCGCAAUUAGGGGUUUUCUGUUUUUUUUUUUCUAACAUGAAUCCCUAUAAACAAUCACAUUUUAAGUAUGUAAUAUGUAUUAUGUAAUCAGUUAUUUUAAUUAUUGAGCGACAUUUAUUUUUAUAAAGUCGAAAAGGUUAUAUUUUUAUUGUCAGUAUACAAAAAUGAAGCUAUUUAAAAUUAAUUAAUAUAUUGUUAAUUAUUUAGUUACCAGAGUUCCUGAUGUUAAAUACAGAGACUAGUGUAAUUAUAAUAAGUAAUAACGAAUGGUAAUGAACAUAGUGAAAAACAAUUUUAUUCAAUGAAAUGAUAUAUUAUACAUUUAUUUGUUGAUAAAUUACUUUUAGACGUGGCAAAUUAAUUAUCUUAAAUUUUUUAAAUAUUUUCAGUUAAAAUAAAGAGAGUAUAUUACUAAUUAAUAUAACUAACUUAAGUAUAUCCUACCUAAUUUGCAAUAUUUGGCUUUGCACCACUGAAUCCAUAGUGUGACUAAUUUACAAUAUAUUAGUAUAUUGUAUUAUAAAGAGCAAUAAUUGGAUGUUGUUUAAAAUAAACAAUUAAAACAAACUUAUAUUAAACAUAUUUUAUGUCAUCGUUAUUGAAAAAAAUUGUUAAGUCUUUUCAAUUGUAUUAGACAAAAAAAAGACUUUGAAACUUUUAUAUAAUAAGAUAAUCAUUAAGUGUAUGUUACAGAAUAGGCAUUUUUAGGUUAUAUAUUCUGAUAUAAUUGUAUUGUUAAGUCAAUUACUUUUUUGAUGAAAUACGACAUAAAUAGUUUUUUGUGUUUCUAGUAAUUUGAUUGCUUUUUAAUAUUAAAAUAAUCAUAAGCGAUUUUUGUGAGUUUGAGCUAAAACCACAGUCGUUCACUUCAGCUUUCAUGCAAUUUUGUAGCUUACAUAACAUAAUGUUCAUACCUCAGGGAAACUCCCUAUUCUCUAUUUAAUUUUACUACCACAAUACUUUUUUUAUAAUACGGUCUUUCAUUAAAUGUUGUUAAAAUAAAUUCUUUAAAAUUUCUCACAUCAUAACAAGACUGAUAACAAUUGUGAUUGAACUAUAGGCCAAAUUCACAAUUCUCUGUCACACUGCGAAUUCAAAGUGAGUUAUUAAUUUAUCGUACUGUACUGAUAACUUGCGAGUAACUCAACUUCGAAACCUAACCAAAAUUUGACGGCAGAGAUCGUUUUGUACCGUAUUUACUGGCAAUAGGUGUAAAAUUUAAUUAUAAAAUUAAAAUUAAAAUUUUUAAUCCUUGUAACGUAUACAUAACUAAAUAUUCCACUCAGAAUUCACUAGUUGCCGACCACUGAUAUUUAGAAGUUUUGACCUAUGUUAUCGAUAUGGUGACUUAACUUAACGCCGUUGUAUUUAAUGUACCUUACUAUAUCAAUAAUAGCAAUAACGAAGUGGUUUUUGGGUAUUGCAUUUCAUUACAGUGAAUGACCAUGUGUUUUAGUUCCAACUCAAAAUGAUUGGCUUUUAUAUUAUGUAAUAAUAAUAACGCUCAUUAAAUAUUAACCAUUUACUUUACCAUCGAUUUAAAUUUAAAUUAAUAAUAUUGUUAUCUCUGAAUAUUAUAUAUACAAGACACUUGCAAAAAAAAAAUGAUGUACCUUAGACGAACUUGUCGGAUUGUAGCAAUAAACGAAAAAAAAGAAAAUUGUA